AUGGGCUUUUGUAAUUAUUUUUCAAAGGCCUGCCUGAAAAAGUUUAUAAUUCCAAUACUAUCAAAGGAUCUAGAACUAUUUGGUGCUCUUUAUCAAUAUCAUAUUUCUAUUCACAUUGCUUUAGAGAAACAUCACCGCCAAGUUACUAUGCCUGCUGAGACAUCUCUUGCAUCCUGUCUGCUGCGUUCUCUUCAAAUUACGCCAGACCAAAAGCAAAGGCAAUUGCCCGUGACUGAUCGUUGCGAGAAACAGGUCACCAACGCUAGUGGUUCAGGUAGCAACUGCAGUCUUGGAAACAGCUUCUCUGGCUCAGUUGCCAGUGGAUCCUCGCCUGACAACGCCUUAUUCCCAUGUAAGCUUUGGAUGUAA
Messenger RNA from Protopolystoma xenopodis, 369 nucleotides. The record is from the annotation of a GenBank genome assembly. NCBI's taxonomy places the organism in Eukaryota, Metazoa, Platyhelminthes, Monogenea, Polystomatidea, Polystomatidae.